This is a messenger RNA of Lethenteron reissneri (Far Eastern brook lamprey), 6391 nucleotides long. RefSeq names its product neuronal PAS domain-containing protein 3-like. Gene Ontology annotation, molecular function: RNA polymerase II transcription regulatory region sequence-specific DNA binding; protein dimerization activity; DNA-binding transcription factor activity, RNA polymerase II-specific. The record is from RefSeq and is a predicted model, not a curated record. Gene Ontology annotation, biological process: regulation of transcription by RNA polymerase II. NCBI's taxonomy places the organism in Eukaryota, Metazoa, Chordata, Hyperoartia, Petromyzontiformes, Petromyzontidae.
UUCAAACAGGCGACCGGAUGACCGAGAGGUCCGAAUUAAGGCAGUGAAAGCGGAGAGGUGGAGAUCGAGAGCCACAUUUGUCAGCCCGAAUCGCUCCCCGUGUGGCCCCCUCCUCGUGCGAUGAUUGUCUCAGCCCCGAGCCGCCACCACCACCACCACAACCACCUCCACUUGCAGCACCACCACUUGCACCACCACCACCACCAUCUACAUCUCUUCCACCUCCUCCUGCUCGCGCCUCCGCUGCAAUCUGCAUCAGCUGCUGCCGCUGCGGGCUCCCCUCGGCUCCUCCGCGCUUAAUGCGAACCCGAGAGCCGAUCUCCCACGUCCCGGUCCGCCUCCACAAACUUACUUUGCAGCCGCUCCUCCACCUCCUCCUCCACCACCGUCUCCUCGUCCACCUCGCACCCUCUUCAUUCUCUCCCGGCCGCUCAUCCAACUUCAUCGCUGCUGCCCGCCCCGCGUCCUCUUCGCUCGCCCGUUUCCUCAGCCGCUUCCUCCUCUUCUUCUCGGCCCUGCUCAUUGUCAUCCGUCUGCUCCUUCCUCAUCCUCGUCGCCCGCUCCUCCAGCAACUCCUCGGCUGAUUCCCUUCCACCCCCUCUUUCCUCCUCCAGACGUCCCAGCAGCUCGUCAUCGUCAUCAUCAUCAUCAUCCUACUCGCCCGUCCCUUCCUCAAGCUCCUCCUCAACGUCAUCAUCGUCGUCGUCAGCCCGUCCCAACAUCUCCCCAUCCUCCUCAUCCGUCCAUCCCAUCACCUCAUCUACAUCAGCAUCCUCAUCCCUUACACACUCCUCCUCCUCGCCCGUGCGUUCAUCCAGCCCACCAUCACCAUCCUCCUCCUAAAUCAUCAUCAUCAUCAUCGUCGUCCUCCUCCUCGUUCUGUAGCUCAUCCUCACCUCGUCGCAGCAGCAGCAGCGGCAGCGUGCGGCAACCCGGACGAGGCUCGCUACCUCCGCCGUUGCCGCUGUCCGCGCCGGCGCUGCUGCUGCGCUGUGCAGGGAUGCUCAGGAUAUUCCCGGAGCACGGCUUGCGCAGCCCGGCAGGAGAGCGGCAGCAGCAGGAGGAGGAGGAGGGCCCGGACGACGCCGCGCCACGGCGGACAACGGCGGCGGAGGGGUCCUCCUCUCAGGGCGUGAGAGUCGAGCCCGGAGGAGCCGUGGUGGUGGGGCCAGGGGGAGCCUCCUCGGGGUUGCCCUCCUACCAGCAGCGGCUGCAGGCGCUGCGCAAGGAGAAGUCUCGCGAUGCGGCUCGCUCGCGCCGCGGCAAGGAGAAUCUGGAGUUCUACGAGCUGGGGAAGAUGCUGCCGCUCCCGGGCGCCAUCACGGGCCAGCUGGACAAAGCGUCGCUCGUGCGCCUCACCAUCAGCCACCUCCGCAUGCGCGACUUCGCGGCGCACGGGGACCCCCCCUGGGAGCCGAGCCGCGAGUGCUCACACCCCGGCACCACCGCUAAAGGCAUGGGCAAUCAGUGUGGACAAAUCCCAAAAGAGCUUGCGACGGAGGUGUUUGAGGAGCACCUGGGCAGCCAGAUACUGCAGUCAUUGGACGGAUUUGUUUUCACGCUCAACUUUGACGGGAGGUUUCUGUACAUAUCUGAGACCGUCUCCAUCUACCUGGGCCUAUCUCAGGUGGAGAUGGCUGGCAGCAGCGCAUUUGAGUACGUGCACCCCGCGGACCGCGGGGAGCUGGCGGAGCAGCUGGGCAUGAAGCUGCCGUCUGGGCCCGGCACCCCCUCGCAGAGCGCCCUGGGGGCCGCGGAGGACGCGGCCAGCACGGCCUCCUCCUCCUCGCAGGCCGACGGCCUCGACCCAGAGCUGAGCAGUCCGCCUCUGAUCAAUGUGAGCGAAGGGUUGGAUCGCUCCUUCUUCAUCCGCAUGAAAUCCACGCUCACGAAGCGCGGCCUGCACGUCAAGUCGUCUGGCUACAAGGUGAUCCACGUGGUGGGGCGGCUGAGGGUUCGAGCGGCCUCCUCCUCGGCCGGCGGGACCUCGUUGGGGCCGGCGGGGGUCGAUGGCGGCGGCGGCGGCGGCGCCUCGGUCCAGCUCCUGGGCCUGGUGGCCCUGGCGCACGCGCUACCGCCUCCCACCCUGAGCGAGAUUCGCAUCGACUGCCACAUGUUCGUGACGCGCGUCUCCCUCGACCUGCGCAUCCUCUACUGCGAGAACAGAGUGAGCGACUAUCUAGACUUCGCCGCGGAGGAGCUGGUGGGGAAGAGCUGCUACCACUUCAUUCACCCGGGGGACGUGGAGGGCAUUCGGCUGAGCCACCUCGACUUGCUCAACAAGGGCCAGUGCGUGACGCGCUACGUACGCUGGCUGCAGAAGGGCGGCGGCUACGUGUGGGUGCAGUCGAGCGCCACCGUCAACAUCAACACCAAGAACGCCAACGAGAAGACCGUCAUCUGGAUCAGCUACAUCCUCAGUAACACGGAGGACAAGGACCUGCUGAUGGACCUGCAGCAGCUGCCGCACCACGCGCGGCAGCCGUCCGAAUCGGCAGAGCCCUCCGAGUCCGACUCCGACUCCAAAGACAACUCAGACGAGCAUGAAUCCAUGCAUCCGCACAAGCGGCAGAGAAGACAGAGGGAGGAGGACGAGGAGUGGACGAGCCCCCUGUGCCGCAGCCGGUGCCUGGUGGACCCCAUCAUGACCCAGGGCGAGAGCAGCGGCGCCAGCAGCCAGGGAGAGGACAACGAAGAGGACGACGAUGACGAGAAGAACGGGAGAACUUUGGACGGCUCGGACCACGAGGUGGAGAACGGUCACGCGGACGGAUACGCGUUGGGCCUGAGCUCCUCCAGCAUCAAAGUGGAGCAGCUCAGCAUGAAGUUCUCGGCCGGCGGGCCCACAAAAGGCCUUCAUGACAAGAUGUGCUCAGGUCGCCUGAACGGAAACGACCGGAGCCACCCAGAGCAGUCUUCCGCAAAACCGCUCAAGCAGAGGAAACCCAAACGGCGCAAGAGCAAGCGCCUGCUGCAGCAGAUGCAGUGCAGCCCGGCCGAGUCGGUCGCUUACGCAUCGUCCCCCAGCCUCUCUUCCCCACACGGGCAGAUAAAGACCGAGAAGCCGGAGCACGUACAUUUCAUCGACGGCAGCGUUUGGGACAGCCCUCUGAACCGAGACAUGGCGAGGAACGACCUUCCGUACUGCAUCGUGAGCCCCUCGCCCGACGCCCAGCAGCACUUCCUGUCGGCGCAGACGAGCCUCCACGUGGCCAUCCCAGACUCGGUGCUCACGCCGCCCGGCCCGGACAGCGCCACCAGCCAGCGCUCCGCCUUCGUGGCGUCGCCGCAGCCCGGCGCCGCCUCCGUGACGCUUGCCGGCUCCGACCCGCUCUCCCCACCGCUCUCGGCCUCCCCGAGGGAGGGCAAGCCGGGGCCGGCGCCGUCCAACGUCAGCCCCGCCGCCGCGUACGACGUCAGCCCCGCCGCCACGUACGACAUGGAGAGCCUCGAGCUCCCCCAGGACGCCUCCUCCACCGCCGCCGCCGCCGGCAUCGCGGCUGCGGCGGCCACCGAGGGCCCCGGCGCACCGUCGCGGGGUGCGUACGCCGGCGGCACCAUCCGGUACGCGCCGGCCGACCCGACGCUGGGCGCCGUCGAGGAGGGCGAGGACUCGGACUCGCAGAGCGACGGGCCGACGGGCGACCGGCUGCCCGACAUCGGCGAUGCCAACUACGGCGGCUUCGAGGCCAAGGCGUCGAUGGAGAUCCUGUACCAGCGCAUGCAGCAGAUCGGAGUGCCUACCUCCUUCCCGUCCGUGUCGCCCGGAGGCGGCGGGCAGCAGCACCUGCCGGCCGUGUUCGUGACAUCAGACGGUUACCUGGCGAACAUCCCGCUGCAGCUGUUCAGCAGUGGCGGCGCGCAGCAGUCGAAUGCGCUGGACGACGAGGAGGACUAGGGGAGGGGUGGGCGCGGAGCGGCGUACACGUGGCGGGAGUGUUUACAAGCUUUUGUUAUGAGAGGGGCCCGUAUGCUGAAUACAGUUGAAGCAAAUAUAUUUUACUCUAAAUGAUGUGUUACAUGGCAGAAAAAAUUAAGUCAAACUUUCCUGGUUAUUGCAUAGGUCCAUUAACAUGUGAAACGUUUAGAUGGCCAGUAUAUUUUCGAUAUGAGAUGAGUUUUAUGCUGUUUUAAAUGCCGGUGGCAAUUUUUAAAGGAAAUUCAACUCUAUAUAUAUAGUAUUUGUGUUCAAAAUGGCACUUAUAUUCCCACAGGUCAAAUUACCUAAUUACAAACUCGUUAUCAUAUUUGUCCUCACUGUGUCAGAGGCCUUACACAUUCUCUGUGUUCAGGAAGUCCUACCUGGCUCUGGUUCUCACGUUGGACCAGUUGCAGCGUUGCACAUUGACAGAAUCAAAUAGCGUUCGACGGCUGCACCCGAGUUAAUGCUCUUUGCACACGAACACCAACAUGUCAGCCUGACAGGCACGGCCACAGUUCUGCGUUUGUUAGUCCAGACGCUCUGCAUCACAAGCAAAUAGAAUGCUGCUCAUAGGGCACAUAUAAACCAAGCUCUGCGAUUGCCGCAUUGCAUUUCAAGCUGGGAGCGGCGUGGGGGGGUGAACAGUGUUUGGUCUUGCUACCGUAUUCUCUCCUCCCGGCUCGGCAGGAGGGAUGUGCUGUGAGCUCAAGCCUGCCAAGAGACUGAUCCCAAAUCCCGAAAAUAUCCGGGAGUAUUCGCCCUCCCGAUGACGCACGACGGACUGGCUUUUCGCGAAGCCCUUUCUUCCCACGGCGGCUUGACAAAAACUAAACCACAAGAACAACAAAAAACUAUUUCUCGGAACACCUCUGCAGCCACUGUGACUAAUACGCCCAUGUGCAAUGUGUGUGCCGUGUUACGGAGUCGCGGGAUCUAGCACAAGUCUGUCGCGUUAGCUUAUUGCCGUUUGAAUAUUUGUGUGUGCCCACUCUUUUUAUUGAACGUCGCGUCGCGCACCGCCGAUGUGUGCCCGUGUCUCGUGUCACCUGCGUACCCUUACGGUGUUUACCAUGUCCGUGCUGUCCGCUUAUAGCCGUCAUCUCAUCCUUUAGUUAAUUGCCGGUGGUUUUGUUAGGAGAACCGUUGCUGCGUCGAGUCUGUGUGCGUGUACACGAAAUCUCGCGGUAGAGAUUUGAAUCUCGCGGUAGAGAUCUGUGUCUGGUUUUGUCCUUCCCGAGGUCGAGUUUCUGGUGUUGUUAAAGAGUACCGUGUACUUUGCUGACGACCACCGUUCCUUCAGAAGUAAGAUUGUGCAAACGACCAAGGUGGCGGGGCAACGCGCACGCGACGCACACGGCAAAGCAUUAUCUUUAAGGGUUCCUCCAGAAAGUUGUGUAAAUAAAAACCCAGAGUGGGCAGGGGGAGAAGGAAGGGGUGGUGAGACAAUAAAAAAGUAUAUCAGAGGGGGGACGUUACACGUGAAGGCGUCCACGAUUAUAAUGAGAGGGUUAGUUUUCUUCAUCUGUGGAAGGAACCGUCCCGUUGAGGACAGAGAAGGGUUUGACAAUCAGCUUGCCAGAUGGUGUUCACGUAUUUUCCUUUCGCAACAAGCAAAUACAUUUCUACUUGUGAAAAUUAAAUGCUACUCGUAUUGGGAAAGUCGCGCACGCACACAAGGACAAUUUCAAAUAAGGCCCAACAUUUCACACUUGUACAUUUUCAACGCGCUAAAGAAGGGCCUUUCGCCGCAACGGGAAAUGUGAUCUCAUUCGUGUCAAAUCAACGCAGGAAGUCUCCUUUGUAGAGUGCUGAAAGAUUCAUCAUUGCAGGCCACCGCGAACAACCAUCGCGCCGAACAGCGAGUGGCUGCUUCGUUCCGCUGAUGGGUCUAGUCUCGAUCUGAAGAGGACAAAAAGCUCUUCACGCCUCUUUGUUCACACUUUACGAUCCGUUAAGUUUUCCGCAAGCAUACUUAAUUUUACAGAUACGAAGGCGUUUGAACAAGUGGUGAUUUGAGUUUUUCAUUUGCUUUUAAAGGGUGAUGACUUGAUGUACCGUAAUUGUUUAUUGUUUGAAAGAUAAUGUGGUAGCUGGUAACGUUUAUUAAUUUAUAAAUGACCUCGUUGUGGUGUUACAAUUGUACAUAAGUGGUUGGUCCAGUCGCACUGCUUUGUUUUAAGAAGGUGCCACGUCUACACACAAUGUACAAAUCUUACUCAGUCAAACUGAGGCUAAUAUUCAUUCAGCUUGUUAGAGGGGGAACAAAAGAUGUACAUUUAUAAAUGUUUCUGGUUUUUGUAAGCACACUUAAAUUUAACUAAUUGAGGUAACAUUUUCGUAAUUGUCUUUGUAUGGGUCUGUCUGCUGGCGAUCAGUAUUUUAAAAAACAACGACGAAAAACUCAAAAAAAUGUGAAGUUAUUUUUAAGUGCAUGUAUGGAGUCUGUGUUCCGCAUGUCAGCAAAAAAUG